AUGAUGGGGCUGGGUGAAAACCUCUUUAAGAUAUGGAGGAUCGCACUAAUGGUAAUGUCAGUUGCACUUUUACUUUAUGGAGUUACUUCAUUAGUAGUUACUCAGAUCAUAUUCAAACUAUUCUGUGUAAAUAACUCCGUCAAGCUACAGCAUGGAAUCAACCUAACAAAGAGAUCUUUCAUUUCGUUAUUGAUCUCGAUUUUGGUCAUGGUGGCUCCUUCCUCUGUAAGAAUUACCACAGAUAAUACAUCAAUAUCCAAGGGCACAUUCUUUAAGUCGAAUGGUAAUAUAAAAUCAACAUUAAAGAAAAGGAACAUUAUUUUUGCUAAUCAUCAAAUUUACACGGACUGGGUAUUUCUUUGGUGGCUCUCUUCAACUUCCAAUUUGGCCGGGAACAUUUUCAUUAUACUGAAGAAAUCACUGGAAUCGAUUCCAGUAUUCGGUUAUGGUAUGAAAAACUAUAAAUUUAUCUUUCUGAGUAGAAAGUGGGCACAGGAUGAGAUUGCUUUACAUAAUGGGCUUGGAAGCAUCGAUGCUGAUUCCAGAGGCGAAGGGCCGCUAUCAAACAAGAAACCGAUCCAUUCCGAUCCCGAUGGUAAACUUUAUUGGAAUACAGCUGAUGUAGAUAAAUCUCAAUAUCAUUGGCCAUAUAGCUUGAUUUUGUUUCCCGAGGGUACCAAUUUGAGUGCUAACACUAGACAGAAGAGUGCGGCAUAUGCUGCAAAGACUGACAAAGUGCCCUUUCAAAAUGUUCUCUUACCGCAUAUAACUGGAUUGAGAACUGCUAUUCAAUUGCUGAAGCCUAGUCUUGAGGCUGUAUACGACAUCACAAUUGGUUACUCCGGCGUAAAAAAGGAAGAAUAUGGGGAAUUAGUAUAUAGGCUGCCAAAUAUAUUCAUCAAAGGGAAAAGUCCUAAGCUUGUGGACAUGCAUAUAAGAGCAUUCAAUGUUACUGAUAUACCUUGUGAUGAUGAGGAGGAAUUCACAAAAUGGCUAUACAAUGUUUGGCAAGAAAAGGAUGAUCUGAUGGAGACGUAUUAUAAAAAGGGCUCCUUUGAUCUAGACCCUGAAUUAGAUCAUUCUGUAAUGGGAAAAUUUGAAAUGAGUCCUCUACCAUUCCUAUUUACGUCUUUAUUUCCGGCGAUUUUCUUCUCGGCAUUAUUUGGCGUUGCAUAUUUAUUAUUUAUCAAGAGGUAA
Messenger RNA from Zygotorulaspora mrakii, 1197 nucleotides. Its product is annotated as lysophospholipid acyltransferase family protein. Bases 1 to 1197 code for a protein of 398 amino acids. Lineage: Eukaryota; Fungi; Ascomycota; Saccharomycetes; Saccharomycetales; Saccharomycetaceae. Gene Ontology annotation, cellular component: endomembrane system. The transcript has a single exon. Gene Ontology annotation, molecular function: acyltransferase activity. The record is from RefSeq and is a predicted model, not a curated record.